This is a messenger RNA of Exaiptasia diaphana, 3719 nucleotides long. Its product is annotated as RNA-binding protein 41. The coding region runs from base 1693 to 2844 and encodes 383 amino acids. Gene Ontology annotation, cellular component: membrane; U12-type spliceosomal complex. Lineage: Eukaryota; Metazoa; Cnidaria; Anthozoa; Actiniaria; Aiptasiidae. Gene Ontology annotation, biological process: G protein-coupled receptor signaling pathway; mRNA splicing, via spliceosome. Gene Ontology annotation, molecular function: G protein-coupled receptor activity; pre-mRNA intronic binding; U12 snRNA binding. The transcript is spliced from 3 exons. The record is from RefSeq and is a predicted model, not a curated record.
CGUGUGUUAUGCAUAUAUUCAUUAUAUAUCAUUUAUCACACUGAUCUGCCGACUGACGGUGAGCUGUAAUGCAACUCGAUAAAUGACCAAGUUGAACAUCUUUUGUAUCAAACUGUGUGUUCACUAAACACAGCGUUCGAGGUACAAAUCUGUUUUUUCAUUCAGAAGCAAAUGUCAAAGUCGUGUUGUAUCAGUUUUGUUUGCUUUUAUUUCUUUAAUCUUCUAAUUGUCGUCGUAUAUUUUGGUUGUUCUAAGUAAAGUGUUGGCUUGAAAGGAUCGACAGAGGCGACCGCAAGUAAUUGUGGGGAUUUAUUAUUCAUUAAUGGCAACCAAUACUGUCAUUUCCUUUUAAUGUAGACUCUUCGAUGUUUGGUUUGGCGAUCAUGCAAAAGUAUUGCCAAUAAAGCAUGCAUUUGUGACUACCAUGUAGUUAUUUGAAAACACAUAUAUUAUAUUUUACAUCUCUGUUUGAACGCCUAUAUUGUUGUCUAGUUGAUUCAGGUACAGGAUGGCCGGUUUCUUGUAGUCUAGUAAUUACCAGCUUUCCGGGCUAUCUUGUCUGAGGCUGGCCAUCCUGUAAUUCCAACACAAUCUCGUGUUCUAUUACUAAUGACGUGAAACUCCGUAGCAGGAGAUCAAAUUCUAUUCCCAGUUUCUGAUUUGGUAAAAUGCGACGUCUGAGAGUUAUUCGCCCUUCGCCUCUCUUGCAACGAGUGAUAACGAAAUAGGAUCGAAUUCCGUAUGAAAUUAAAGAAAUAUUUUGCUUUGUACUGUUUGCCUUAUAAGUCAUUAUUAGGUUGUAUUGUUAGAAAUAGGGACUGCGUUGUUAACGCUUUGCRGAAUAUCAUAUUUUUGAGAACAGCACGAGACUGGAAUAGUAAAAGUCACCUUGACGGCGAGUCUCUGUAUACUCGUCGAGAACACAGUGCAAAUACGCACUCAUUCCAUCUUUACCGCUAAUCAUCAAGAGGAAACAUUCAAGCAUAAAAACCCACACAUGUCUGGAAACUCAAAACAGUUGCGUUUCUCGGAAAGAGGAAACGCUCAGUGAGGGGGAACAUUAACUAUUCCGGACCGGUCCGUUUUGAAACGACGUAGUCAAAUUCCUUUCUAUUCGGCCUUUUGACUUUUUCAUGAUAGAAAUCGUCCUGCUUAUUGAGAUAACUUUACAUUCAAGUGAUCAAGAAUUUAAUGACAUUGUAAUUCGCCGGAUAGUUUUCUCCAAUUUUUCUCACAAGUCGUGACCAAUUGGCAAACCAGACGCGUCAUGACUUUGCAUUACGACUUGCUUUCGACGCGAUGUCUGACGCCAUUGCUAUGACGUCAUAGUUACCACGCUCUGAGAUUGUCAUAGCAACUGUGUAAUUAUAGCGGAGAGCUGUYUUGUUUCCGGUUUAUGUCUAUAGGUAGGGCAAUAGUAUAUAUGACGGGUAUUUAAUAGUAUUGCGAUCAGUACACGUCUCUCUGUUAAGUAGAUUAUCAACAGCAAGUCAUGGUGGUUUUGAACUGAACACAUGCUUUAACAUAUAAGCCUAGUUUAAAAGCGAUAUAAGAUUGAGAACAAAGACACAUCUGUUCCGUCUUCAAGCCGAACAGCUCGCCAUCAUCGCUCCACUUGGGAGAUAGAAAAGAAACACUCGGAUAGGAUAUCAUCAAUAUUAAAGAACCAAGAAGCAGAGAUUACAAGAGACAAUGGAUACUACCGCUCUACCUUUAUCAACAAAUAUAUCCAACGCGACUAACGCGACAAGUUCUGCGAUGAAUGCUGUAUUUGUGGAGAGUAUAUACUCAAGGGUAUUCCGUCUGUUUAUGUUUACAGUGUCUGGGUUAGUGUCAUUGGUUGGAAACACCAUGGUGAUCUAUAUCACGUACAAUAAUAAAUUCAUGCGAACUUUUGCUUAUUUUCUGAUUGCAAACUUAGCUGUAUCUGACGUGUUGUCGACACUUAUUCUACCAUUCAUGGUGUUUUAUUUGGAAAUAGGAAAAUGGACUUUCGGUGAAACACUUUGUAAGAUUCURAACCCGUGUUUUACCGUCUUUGCUGUCGUCACAACCAACACACUUGUCGCUAUUGCCUGUGACCGCUUUCGCGCUUUAUUAUUCCCAUUCAAGCUGAAACCCUCGACUUCAGAAACAAGACUUAUCCUUGCUAUCAUUUGGUUGUUAGCAUUUUUAGUGUCUUUGCCAAGCUUCGGGUCCAGAACUAUAGACGCACAAGGAUAUUGUUUGGAGAUUUAUUCAAAUGAUCCWCAAGAACACCAACUUUAUUUGCGUAUCUAUACGGUCUUCCUUUUCCUCUUCAACAAUUUCAUUCCUUUGGUGGUGAUACUGUAUCUGUAUAUCAGAAUUACAAUGGCUUUGAAACACAUUUCUUUCCGGCCUCAGACUUUCCAGCUAAAUAGGCCAUCGUCCCUMGCAGGUCGAGAGAGCCCGGGAUCCAGUCCUAGAAACUCAGUCGUGCUAAGGAACGCCAACGUGGCGUCUGCUAACAAAAGACAAAAAAUGGAGUCYAAAUUCAUCCGAAUGCUGGCCAUGGUGGUUUUGGUGUUCUUYUUUUGUUAUGUUCCGUUUCAAGUGUUUUUUCUACUUUACACUUUUAUUGUGUUGCCGAUGGACUCUCCCACGUACUAUGCAAAUAACUACUUGUUUCUUUUAAUGUGGAUUCCCAAUUCUAUUAACCCAAUAUGUUAUGCUGCUCUCAACGAACGCUAUGCAAAAGCCUUCAAGAAAAUUCUUGGUAAAACAUAUAACAAUGUCAAGAGACUGGGAACUAGUAUGCCUUCCCCUAAAAGUACGUACUCAGUAGGYCUAUCGCGACGGAAGUCCUCACCAAUCUCUGUGUGARCUACUGGCAACUCUCAAUCGAUCACUUUGAGCUUGUAUGUGAAAAGGUUUCCGUUGUUAGGCACUAAGUAAGCUCAUGAAGACUAGCUCUAUAACCCACGUGGUCACAAAGCGACGUAAAACCGGACGCGACCAUUAUUCACUAGAACUCGCCAGACUGAAUAGACUUUCCUGUCUACUUAAUAGUAAAGGAUAACUCGUCUGACUUUGACUCUACGGCACGCUCAUGAAUAAGUAUCUAAAAGUGUGGUUAAGCAUAAAAAUGACUAUUACUGCUACAAACUGUUAUUUAUUCUAUAAAUGUUUAUCACGAGUGCAGUAGACACCAUGUGGUGUCAAAGCAGKUUCAUCUGGAGGACAAAACAAAAGAUUUUUGCUCUCUUGGGAACUAGAAUUCAUUGUUUUGUCUUCCAGUUGGAGCCGAAUUCCCAUGAACUGCAAGGGCUGUAAAGUAUUAUUUAAAAAUCGUCAGUUUUGUGAUGGACGUGAUUCGGUUUAGUAUCCAGUAAUGAACAUUAAAAUCAAUAACGCGUGUAAAUUCGGCAGAAUUUAAUUGCUCUAUCGCAUAAUGACGUCAUAGCAUGUUUAUAGUCGGAAUAAAUGACCGGAAACUAUGAAUAUUUGGACCUAUUUACAUUCUUUCCCUGAAUUUUAUCCAGUUUUGAUAUGUUCGAAUUUCCAUGUAUCAAUGAUUGCUCAUAUUCUUUGAUAUGCAGUCAUUCUGUUCCCUCUGGCGUCCAUAAUGGUUAAUAUGUUUCGGUGUGACGUAAUUAUGCCACAGGGCAACUCGAGGUUAAUAGUUGUAUUUAGCCUUCAUUGUGUUUUCGGUGUUGUGUACAAGAGUGAUGAAUAAAAUAUCAGUGUUUUAAUCGAGA